Molecule: messenger RNA, 2028 nt
Organism: Botrytis cinerea B05.10
Lineage: Eukaryota; Fungi; Ascomycota; Leotiomycetes; Helotiales; Sclerotiniaceae
Exons: 3
Coding region: 123-1607 (494 amino acids)
Source: RefSeq, a predicted model, not a curated record
GUCGCUCUCUCCUAUCAGUCAAACCUAGGCGAAUGGACAUACUUCUUGGACUGCGAAUAAUCAAUUUCCGUAGAAAAGGUGUAGAAGCUGUGCAUUGAACGUUUCUCUUGAGAGCCAAAGCCAUGGCUAGUCCUUUGGAUACCAACUCUUCAUUAUACAAAAGAGUAUCAAGAUGCAUUGCAAGUAUGAUACGUUUCCAUCGAGCUAAUACUUCUAAAGAAGGUUUGUGUCCACAAGUCAUUAUUUCAUGUUAUCGUCUGCGGCACCGAUGGUCUCCCAAAGCACUAUCGUCUGCCCAAUUACAGAAGGAAGAACUUGUCAAAAGGAUUUUGAACCAGAUGAUCGAGGCCAACAUUCUGGUGAAAAUACCUGAAAAGGAUACGCCUUCUGGUAGAAAUUUGCCGGCAACGAUAGAGCAAAGUUAUGUUUUGAUCCCUGAUUAUCAGACGGAAAGCUGUAGACCAGGCGAUUCAUGUGAUGAUUUACUGAGCUCAGGAAUAUCUGAGCCAAAUCAAGUAGUGUUUGGUACAAGCCUCGCGACACAAAAUAGCAUAAUAAGUCGUGAGUUUGUCUCUAUGAGUGAACUUGAACCAGAUGCGUCGCGCUUUUUCUUCCCAACUAAUAUCAAUAUUCUUGAAUCUUCCACAACAAUACAAAAUAACAAAAGGCGGCGUACACCCAAUACCAAUGACAGUUCUCGUGGCAUAGAGCAAUCAAAUAAUGGUAAAGAAAACCAGGCCAGCUCAGAAUUGUUGACUGUCGUUCCAUCAUCUGUUAGCCAUCGAGUGGAAUCGGGGUCGCAAAGCCCGGAGACUGCGCAGUCAAAUGCUGAAAAGAUUGCACAAGAGGUUGUCAAUCUUCCUUGGCUUACUCAAGGUCUCCAAGAAUUGAGGGAAAAAUAUCCCGAUGAUCAAUACGAACUUGUUUACGAGAACGAACUACUACAGAUCAGAUGUCACGACUGUAAAGGACGACUAUACAAGGUGCAUUAUCAAAACUGUGACGUUUCGAAUAUGGAGUGGCAUGCAAAGUCGACUGGACAUGCCAAUAGAGUAGAAGAGAGGUUGGCUGAAUCAAGAGGUGAAGCAAGGCUCACAGAUGGCGUCAAACACAGACGAGAAGCCCUCGAAGCUGCAAAAAGAACUGCUCCACAAAGAUUUCGAAAGCCAAAAUCUAGAUCUGCAGUUCCAAGAUCUUCUGUAACCCCGCUAUACUCAGCACCACAAAAUCCAGGCUCUACUUGGCAUGUACCCUUAAAUCAAGAAAUCUCUCAGCAAUCUCGAACAAACAGCCAAUAUCAACCAUCUUCUACGCCAGACCAAGUUAGGCUCAGUAAUCAGCAAAGAUUCGAAUUAGACAGCCCCAGCGCCACGCCGCCUACUCCUCGACUCAUCUUUGAGGAAUCUAAUCAACAUGAGUCGCCUUAUCCUGGGAUAAAACAAUUAGAGUUACGUGUCGAGGGCUUGGAAAUUGAAAACAGCGCCCAUGAACGUACGAUCACCGUGUUACAAGAUAAACUGCGAACACAACAACAAAUAAAUAGUACCCACCAAUCUGUCAUCAAAGAUUUAAUCCUCCGAGUCCAAGCAUUAGAACAAAAAGAAUGAACUGCAAGGACCGACACUAGAAGAUUUCAUUACAGAUUCCUGUAACAUCAGUGACGACGAAUAAAAGGAAUGGCGCAGGUGCUAGGCCGACUGAGAUUGUGUUUGGUUUAGAAAAUAGUACUGGGAUGGCUAUCUGGCGGCUGUCUAGUUGUGUCUUGAUAAUCGAGGAAUAAUUAGAUAAAGACAAAUGCAUAUUGCAAGCUGAAAAUCCGUCAAGUAUGGAUGUUAAAUGUCUAAACACAAUGAAAAACUCCGGUGAUCUUUUAUUGGUAAAAGAUAGAUCGGUGUGUAUAUUGAGCAAUGUAUAUCUUGCUGAUAUAGUGUUAGUCUUGAUGUAUUUAGAGAAGAACGCGUUAUAUUUGUAAAUUGGUAAUUUACAGUUAGCUAAACUCAAUACCAUCAAUUUACUUGUCAUUCGCCA